Setaria italica (foxtail millet) is the source of this 2898-nucleotide messenger RNA. RefSeq lists its product as uncharacterized. The transcript is spliced from 4 exons. Lineage: Eukaryota; Viridiplantae; Streptophyta; Magnoliopsida; Poales; Poaceae. The record is from RefSeq and is a predicted model, not a curated record. Bases 1 to 2898 code for a protein of 965 amino acids.
AUGGCGUCAUCAUCCAGCGCCCCCUCUGUUGCGCCCCUAGGGCCACAAGUUACCGAGAAGCUCACCCGGGACAACUAUGUCCUUUGGAAGGCGCAAGUCCUUCCCCCCAUUAGAGGCGCUCAGCUCAUGGGGAUCAUUGAUGGAUCCUUCAAGUCGCCGUCAAUGACCAUAGAAGUUGUGAGGGACGACAAGACGAAAGAGAUCCACGUCAAUCCAGCAUAUUCAGCAUGGCUUGCUCAAGACCAGCAGGUGCUUGCUUUCCUUUUUAAUUCAGUUUCGAAAGAUGUGUUGGGCCAAGUUGCGACGCUGGAUUCUGCAGCUGCUGUUUGGGUGGCGCUAGAGACAAUGUUCUCAGCGCAAUCGCGUGCGAGAGUGACAAACCUACGCAUGCAGAUUUCUACUUUGAAGAAAGGAAGUAUGAGUACAUCUGAAUACUUCAACAAGAUGAAGGCUUUAGGUGAUGAAUUGGCAGCCGCUGGCAAGAAAAUAGAAGACGAUGAGAUGGUCUCCUUCAUACUCACCGGAUUAGAUGCGGACUAUAAUCCAAUUGUGACUUCGGUUAUGGGCAGGUUGGAUCCAAUUCCCUUGUCUGAAUUAUAUGCUCAAGUAAUGUCGUAUGAAACAAGACUUGAGAUGCUGCAAAACCAAGGUGGACAGUACCAAUCUUCAGCAAACUUCUCUUCGUCCCGUGGUCGCGGUGGAGGCAGCAACUUUAAUCGUGGUCGAUCAGGAGGAUUUCGUGGACGUGGAGGCCGAGGAGGUCGAGGUACUGGUGGACGACAAAAUCAGUCCACCAACCUGAGGUUCGACGGGCAAGGGACCUCAAAGCCAAGGUGCCAAAUCUGUGAUAAACCAAACCAUUCGGCUCUUGAGUGCUGGCACAGGUUUGAGGAGGAUUUUCAGCCCAACGUGAGCAACAAAACAGCUGCCAAUGCUACAUACUAUGGUGUUGAUACAAAUUGGUAUGUGGACAGUGGAUCAACUGAUCAUAUUACUUCGGACCUCGACAAGAUGACUGUUCGGGAGAAGUAUGGCGGCCGUGAUCAAGUCCACACUGCUAGUGGUUCAGGGCGGUACAACUACUAUGUGAGCUUUAUUGACGACUAUAGCAAGUACACCUGGAUAUAUCUUCUUCGACAAAAAUCUGAUGUCUUUGCUGUCUUUCGUGACUUCCAGCAACUCGAUCACGAAGGAGCACUCGCUGGUGAAAACUCAACUCAAAACAGACAACAGCAGCAAAAUUCUGAGUUUCUGGAUAGAGACACGGGUGCUGAAAUCCAGGAGAAUUUUCCAACAGCAUCUGGCACGGAAGGCAAUGCGGAUUUGGCGGCGGCAGCACCUGGCGACAGCAGCAGCGGUGCAGCGCUAGCGCCGGUUGGCAGCGCGCGGAGUCAUCCCGCGUCACGGCAUGGGCGUGUCGAGCCCGGGCUGGCUGACGGGAGCGCGGGAGGCUCCACCUCCGUACGAUCCUCCGCGGCAGAACCUGGAUCGCGUGCAGAUGGCAACGUUGUGCCCGAACUUGCGACCUCAGCAGCUGCUCGCCCAAACACGAGAUCACAAAGUGGGGUUUUUAAGCCAAAAGUUUUCACAGAUGGAACAAUUCGAUACUCCAGCUACUGUUCGACAGGGGAACCUGAUAAUCUUGCUGAAGCUCUGAGCAAUCCAAAGUGGACUCAUGCGAUGGAAGAAGAGAUAAUGACAUUACACAAGAACAACACCUGGCAUCUUGUUCCUCCAAGGCAAGACAUAAAUUUGAUAGACUGCAAAUGGGUGUAUAAGUUAAAGAGGAAAUCUGAUGGGAGUAUUGAUCGCUACAAAGCUCGAUUAGUCGCAAAAGGGUUUAAGCAAAGAUAUGGGAUCGACUAUGAAGACACCUUUAGUCCUGCAGAUACGUCCCUCUUUAUAUACUCUAGUGGAAACAUCACUAUAUACAUGCUCAUUUAUGUGGAUGAUAUAAUUGUUACAAGUUCCUCUCCUCAAGCCGUGACUGAUUUACUCAACAAACUUCGAGAAGAGUUUGCCCUGAAGGAUCUAGGAGAUCUGAAUUACUUCCUUGGCAUCGAAGUAAAAAAGGUGAAUGGUGGUUUGCAGCUUUCGCAAGGGAAAUAUGCGUCUGAUAUUUUAACAAGGGUUGGCAUGCUGAAGUGCAAAAGUGCACCUACUCCAUUGUCCGCAACAGAAAAAUUGUCAGGGGAAGAUGGCAUGCCAUUGUCACUAGAAGAUGGGACGCGGUACAGGAGCAUAGUAGGAGCAUUGCAAUAUCUGACUCUCACCCGGCCUGACCUCGCAUACUCAGUAAAUAAAGUCUGUCAGUAUCUACAUGCUCCAACUACGGCUCACUGGAGUGCAGUAAAGAGGAUCCUGCGAUACACUCAAGGAACUAUGGACGUUGGCUUAACUAUUCAACCUUCCGAUUCAACUCUGCUUAGUGCAUUUUCGGAUGCAGAUUGGGCAGGCUCGAUUGAUGACAGAAGAUCUACCGGUGGUUUUGCAAUAUUCCUUGGACCUAACUUAAUAUCGUGGAGCGCUAGAAAGCAACCUACUGUGUCAAGAUCAAGCAUGGAAGCUGAAUAUAAGUCAUUAGCAAAUGCUACUGCUGAACUUAUAUGGGUGGAAGCGCUGUUGCAAGAACUAGGUGUGCGGAUAGCUCAGAUUCCGUGCUUAUGGUGUGAUAAUCUUGGAGCCACUUAUCUCUCAGCUAAUCCAGUGUUUCAUGCAAGGGCAAAACACAUCGAGAUUGAUUUUCAUUUUGUGAGAGAAAGGGUUACCAGGAAGCAGUUGCAAAUUCGGUUCAUUCCUUCUAGAGAUCAAGUGGCAGAUGGAUUUACAAAGCCGUUGGCAACUCAGAAAUUCAUAGAGUUUCGAAACAAUCUCAACCUGACAAGCAAGAUCAGUUGA